AUGCCAAGGCAGAAGACCCACUCUGAGAUUAUAAAUGAAGCCAGAAAUUUUCUACGAACGCUGGGAACUCGGAGACCAUUUACACCUACAGAGGAUCAAAGGAAACUUUUUGGAUCUGGAUCCUCAGGAGCUCCUCAAAAUAGACCCCCUUCAGUUUUUAGUCUUCAUGCAUCCAGUUUUGAUGUGGCUGAAUCAAGACCAGUGCCUAGUGUACGUCUGAGCCCACUGGACCAUAAACCAAUACUAGUCACUUUUGCAGAAGAUGAAGCUUCUUCCAUUUUCCUUCCAAAGCCUCCUGCAGAUGCUGCAGGGGUUAGAAAAGCCAGCAGCGCUCGGGCAGGUUUAUUUAGAAGAAUUUCUGAGGGAAACUUCCCUUCUGCUAAAAUGGUUCCUCCUAAUCAGAAUGAAGAGAAGCCAGAGUCUGAAGAACCAGCUAUGAUAAAUAAUCUAUGCAGCAGUAAUGAUAACUGCUUAGCAGAGCACAGGUCAAACACACCAUUUAAUGAGGAAAGUCGACAAUUAAUUUGUAACGAGUGUAUCAGCAGAUCGGAGAGGGAAGACUUCCUAAAAGGGACAGCAGGAGAAGUUUUAUUUCAACUGAGAAGAGGAAGAAGUGUCACCAGUGAUGGCAGAUUUGCUGAUGAAGAGCAACAGUUUCCCUGUGACCAGAUGAAAAAGCCUGAGACAAAUUCAUCACAGCCAGGGAGUACAAGCUGGAAGAGAAGAGUAACAGGCUCAGAGGAUGAAAGAAGAAUAAAUGAAUCCAAAGAGGAAGAAAUCUUUUGGAAUGUCAAGAUUCUACCAAUUCUGCAUGAAUUGGAAAAAGUAGAAGACAAUGUAGAAAAUCUUUGUCUGGCUUGCACCAGGCUCUACCAAGCCUUGAAUGAAGGAAAUAUGCUGGGAAAAAGAUUUAAAAGAAGAAAUGUGCUUCUGAAGACAUUAUAUAAACUUGUAGACAUUGAUUCAGAUCCACUUUACCUGAAGGUGGCAAAGAUUAUUCUGGCUAUGAAAGUGGGUGGAAAAAAUCUUCUUAGUGUUUGCAAGCUUGUGUUUAAAAUCUGCAGGAACGAAAAAAAUGAUGACCUCAUUCAAGAAGAGAGAUUAUGGGAUUGUUUGUUGGAGGUCCUGAGAACUGAAGAUCUACUCAAAAACAAUGAAGCUCUCCUGUAUUGCAUGAGAGCUAUAAAAUUCAUGUCUGGAAAUGCAGUACUCCUUAAGGAAAUGGUCAACAAAGGAGCUAUUGAAACAUUGCUGCAAUUAAUGAAGCAGAUUAAUAAUAUAAAAGAAAAUGACACAUAUUUCUUCAGCUUGGGCCACCUAUUAGUUCAGCUGACAGCUACUCUGAGAAACUUGGCUGAUUUCCCUCCAGCAAGACAUCAGCUCCUCUGCAGUGCUGCAGCCCCUGAGCUCUGCCUGGCGCUGGAGCUACGGGCCAAUAACAAGGAUGUGAGCGCUUACAUUGUCAGGAUAUUCAGCAAACUUUCUUCUUACAAUGACUUCUGUGCAGCUUUAGCAGACUGCUCCAGAUGUUACAUCUUAUUUUUAGCCCUACUAGACAAACACCAGAAGCAGCAGGGCUUGGUUAUCCGGAUCCUCUUCAUUCUUGGGAAUUUAACAGAAAAGAAUAACCAGGCCCGUGAGCAGUUGUUUAAAGAAAAAGGAAGUGUUGACACCUUGAUAUCAUUAUUCCAAACCUACCAUAAACUCGACUUGAAUGCACAGAAAUGGUACCAUGAAAGAGAAGGGGAGGAAAAAAACAGGCAUCCUUCAGAGGCAGAAGAUGUUCUGAUAAAGUUGAUAAGGGUGCUGGCCAACCUCUCCGUGCAUCCCCGUGUGGGAGCAGCUCUGGCAGCUGCCCAUCCUGUGGUAGAAUUACUUGUUGCUGUACUAGAAUACAAGUCAGUUGAUGACUGUGAGGAGCUGGUCAUCAGUGCCACAACAGCCAUCAGCAACUUAUCCUAUUACAAAGGGAAGAGUUCUGCUGUUCAAGACAAGAAGCUACACAUUGCUAAAUUACUUUUCAAGCUGUUAAUGAGCAACAAUAUGGAUGGAGUUGUGGAGGCUGUCAGAGUCUUUGGCAAUCUUUCCCAGGAUCAUGAGAUCUGUGACUUCAUCAUGCAGAAAAAGAUAUACAGGUUUGUGAUUGCUCUGCUUGAUGCCAAGAAUCACGAUGUCUGUUUUUCUGCCUGUGGAGUUCUGCUCAAUCUCACAGUUGAUCAGAACAAACGAGCUCUUCUGAUGAAAGAAGGAGGAGUUAGAAAGUUAGUUGACUGUUUAGGAGACUUUGGGCCAGCAGACUGGCAGCUGGCUUGUUUGAUCUGCAAAACCCUGUGGAACUACUGUGAAGACUGCACAAGUGCUGCCUCAUGCUUUGGAGAAGAUACCAACACGUUGCUGGUGCUACUUACAUCACUGCUAGAUGAGGAGCUAGCACUGGGUUACAGCCUCGACAGAGAUUUAAGGGACCACCACAAACUAUAUUGGGAAAGAGAAUUCAAACCUGUGGCAGAAAAACUUCUUGACAGAAUUCAAAGCCAUCACUCCUUUCCUCCCACUAUGACUAUUCCUCCGUUUUAA
Molecule: messenger RNA, 2577 nt
Organism: Chaetura pelagica (chimney swift)
Lineage: Eukaryota; Metazoa; Chordata; Aves; Apodiformes; Apodidae
Gene: ARMC2
Product: armadillo repeat containing 2
Exons: 18
Coding region: 1-2577 (858 amino acids)
Biological process (GO): cilium organization; sperm axoneme assembly
Molecular function (GO): protein binding
Source: RefSeq, a predicted model, not a curated record